Molecule: messenger RNA, 1858 nt
Organism: Mercenaria mercenaria
Lineage: Eukaryota; Metazoa; Mollusca; Bivalvia; Venerida; Veneridae
Exons: 2
Source: RefSeq, a predicted model, not a curated record
GUAUGCAAGGUGCAACAAAUGGCAGUUCAAACUUUAGAAAAACACAUGUUACAUUUGGACCAUUCCCAGCAAGUCUAAUCAGCAGAUCUGCAGAAUCACUUAACUCUGUAGGAGCUUUGGAAGGUGGCAAGUGUACUGGAACAAUUUUCCGUGUAGGGAGUCGGUAUGGGAUGACUGCUGCACACGUUAUUGAUUCCAUCAUAAAUCCACACGACAUAGAGGGGUGUGAGGAUUUAAACCAGUUAAUACAUUGUGGUGUACGAUUCCAUGAACAAGAACAGAUAUUUAGUCUUAAGCCUGUACUUCAUUUUAAAGAUGACAAACUUGAUGUUGCCGUAGUUGAGUUUGGGCGUGAUCAUAUACGAGGACUUCCUCCACCUCUUCAGUUAGUGAAAUUUGAUGUUUCUACCACAUUAAAAGCAGCUGUUAUAAUUGGAUACGGAAAUCCAGCACAGUCUGGAAAAUUUCUUGAGCUUGGUGUUGAUGUCAUGCAACAGGAUGACAUUCCGAAGAAAGAAAUAAUUAAAUACAUAGAUCAGCACAAGAAAACAUUUCGUACUGUUCUGAAAAUAUAUGGCAGCUGUGCAGAUAUUGUUGAAACAGGCUAUUCCGGUUGCGAAGCUGAUACUCAUAUGAUUUUGAACUGUAUCAUGGGACAAGGGGCUUCGGGUUCACCAGUAUUUACCACAGAGUUUCCAGAAUCAUUGAAGGUUGCAGGACUUUUUAUUUGCGGCUAUCCGAAGAUGUACUAUGAAUUUCCCGAAUCUAUGCAGAAAAGGUUUCCUCUAAAGUAUACAUUUGAGGCAGCAACCAAAACAAGUGCCAUCUAUGAUGCUAUGUGCAAGCAUGAUAAAACAAAAAUAGCUAAAGCUAUUUUUGGAUGCUAAAAGUAAAUUAUGAUCAUUGUCCCUUUGUCACCAUCGUUGUUAUUUGAAAGAUAAGAAUAUAUCAGUACGCAAAUUAAAAUAGGCAAAGGGUUGAAAAUUAAAGAAUAUUAUGUUUUCUGUCGAGACAAGAUAAAUUGUGCAUAAGACUUAGUAUCAUUUGAUGAAAUGUUGUUUCACUUUUAAGAUACAGGACAGCACAGUUUUGAAAUGAAGCUAGACUGCAAACAGGGUAUGUUUGUACUUUUUAGCUGGACUAUUCGAAGAAUAAGUAGAGCUAUCCUACUGACCACAGUGUCAGCGUCGGCAUCACACCUUGGUUAAGUGUUUCGUACCAGUCCACAUUUUGACAAAGUCUUUUGAGCUAAAACUUUGAAACUUUCAACACUUGUUUACCAGCAUCAUGUCCAGUUUUAGGCAAGAGUACAUAACUCCAUCAAGGAUUUUGGCUGAAUUAUGGCCCCUUUUAACUUAGAAAUCUUGGUUAAGUUUUUCGUUCCAGUUCAUAUUUUAUGUAGUGUUUGACAUAUGGCUUUGAAACUUUUAUCACUUGUUUAUUAUAACAGUCUCUUUAUGUAGGCAAGAGUACAUAACUCUUGGCUGAAUUAUGACCCUUUUUGGACUUGGAAAUCAGUUAAGAUUUUCAUACUAGUUCAUAUUUUGCAUAGGUUUCCUAAACCAACAGGCCAAUUUUGAUGAAACUUCACAGGGAUGUUCCUUGGAUGGUCUUUAAAAAUUGUUCAAAGAAUUGAAUUCCAUGCAGAACUCUGGUUGCCAUGGCAACAGAAAGGAAAACUUUUAAAAAAUCUUCUUCUCAAAAACCAGAAGCUCUAGAGCUUAGAUAUUUGGUGUGAAGCAUUGCCUAGUGGACCUCUACCAAGUUUGUUCAAAUCAUGACCCCGGGGUCAAAAUUGACCCCGCCCUAGGGGUCACUUGAUUUUACAUAGGAAAAUCUUUAAAAAUCUUCUUCUCAA